AUUGGUCAGUGUCUUUAGCUGCUUCAGAGAACAGUUUGAUUUUACAUUAUCUCAAACUGCUUUCUGUUGAAUUUGCUGAAUCUUUAUUUUUUCACGUCCACUGUUUAAGGACAUACAUAAGGGGAUGGAGGCAAGAAAAGACAAUGAAGCAGGAACUGAACCAAACGAUACAGCUCAUCUUGUUAAUCCGACAAACGAUACCGAUGCUGAGUCAUCCACCACUGCAGUUGUUGAUGGACAGAUCACCAGGUCUGUUGAAAGGAGCACACAAAACCCUAAAGAUCAGUCUGCUAUGGAUACAGCAAAGGAAAAGGCAUUAAAACCAACCCUUCAAUUGAAUUUGACCACAUUCACAGUAAAAAAUGGUGAAGAGUUGAAAGUAGAGAUACCAGUGCUGGGGAAUCCAACUCCAAAGAUAGAAUGGGAAAAAGAUGGACUGUCUGUUAAGGAGACAUCCAGGUUGGAGAUCUCAACUACAUCAUCAAUGACAGUUCUUCAUAUCAGACAUGCUGCGAGGGAGCACGUCGGUCAAUAUUCCAUCAAAGCGAGCAACACUGCUGGAAACGUUACAGGAGAAAUCACAGUGGUGGUUUUUGAAAAGCCAGACCCACCCAAAGGGCCCGUGAGGAUUGAUGAGAUCAGUUCUGAUUAUGUGUCCAUUUCCUGGGAGCCACCUGAAUACACAGGAGGCUGUCAGCUUGACAACUACAUAGUAGAGAAACGUGAAAUUAUUAACAUGGCUUGGCAGAUUGUAUCAGCAACGACAGUGCGAACUGCAAUCAAAGUCACCAAACUAAAGACUGGUAAUGAGUAUCAAUUCAGAGUGUUUGCAGAAAAUAGGUAUGGCAAGAGUACACCAAUUACAUCUUCAAUUGUCCUCGCACAGUAUCCAUUUAGUGUUCCUAGGGCUACUGGUACGCCUUUCGUGUCCGCAGUGACAAAGUACAGCAUGUUAGUCGAAUGGGCGCCCCCAGGAGAAGAUGGAGGCAGCCCAGUCACUGGCUAUUAUUUGGAAAGAAAGGAGAAAAACAGCAUCUUAUGGACCAAGCUGAACAAACUUGCCCUACCUGAUACCAGACUCAAAACAACUGGCCUGGAAGAAGGCAUUGAGUAUGAAUUCAGAGUUUUUGCUGAGAACAUUGCCGGACUCAGUCCAUCAAGCAAGAUAUCAGACUGCUAUGUGGCGAGAGAUCCCUGUGAGCCACCUGGUAAACCUGAAGCUGUUGUCAUUACUAAAGAGAACGUCACACUCCGAUGGGCCAAACCUGGCAAUGAUGGUGGCAGCUCCAUCACAGGCUAUGUUGUGGAAAAGAAAGAGCUUCCAAAUGGCAGAUGGAUGAAAGCAAACUUCACAAAUGUAAUUGAGAAUCAAUUCACAAUUACAGGCCUGACAGGAGGCCAAAGUUAUGAGUUCAGAGUAACUGCAAAGAAUGGUGGAGGCGUCUGGAGCAAACCCUCUGAAAGUAUAACCAUCUUUGCUGAAGAUGUAAUUGAAGGACCCUCUGUGGUCAUGGACUCCAAGUUUAAGAGUACAAUUGUGGUUCAGGCUGGCGAAACGUUUACAAUUGAAGCUGAUUACUUUGGAAAGCCCCUACCCGAUAUAAGGUGGCUGAAGGAGGAGGUGGAAAUAAACAAAGCUACACCAAGAACAGAUGUAAAAAACACGCUCACCCAUACAACACUAACUAUCAGGGACUGUACACGGACAGAUGGAGGACGGUUUGUACUGAGUCUCACAAACAUUGAUGGAACAACAUCGGUAACAGUUAAUGUAAAAGUAUUGGAUACACCCGGUUUUCCAGAUGGACCUCUGAGGGUGAAAGUUGUCAGUGCUGAAAAAUGUAAUCUUCAUUGGAACCCACCUUUAAAUGAUGGCGGUGCCAGUGUUUCACAUUACAUUGUUGAAAAAAGGGAGACCAGCCGUGUCACAUGGACAGGGGUUGAUCCACAUGUUGAAGGUGUCAGUUACAAAGCAACAAAGCUGACACCAGGAAGAGAAUACCUAUUUCGUGUUUGUGCUGUGAACAAAUUUGGUGCAGGGGAAUUUCUGGAAUCAGAACCAUUCAUUGCACAGAAUCCCUUUAAAACACCUAGUGCUCCCUCUACUCCUGUAGCCAGUUCUGUGGCUGGAGACUCUGUAAUGUUGAGAUGGGAAAGACCUGAGACGGAUGGAGGUUCAGAGAUUGAUGGCUACAUCUUGGAGAAAUGUGAUAAAGAGGGUGUUCGGUGGACUAAGUGUAACAAGAGAAGACUGAAUGACUUGUGUUUCAGAUGCACAGGACUCACCGAGGGACAUUAUUAUCAGUUUCGAGUAUCGGCAGAAAAUGCUGCAGGUGUUGGUCCGCCCAGUGAGGCAAGUGAUUAUAUUAAAGUGUGUGAUGCAUCAUACCCUCCUGGUCCCCCUACCAACCUUAAAGUUACAGAUCAUUCAUGCAGUGCUGUCUCUCUAUCCUGGUCAAAGUCUAUCUAUGAUGGUGGCGCUCCUAUUACUGGAUAUCUUGUUGAGAUGAAAGAAACAACGGAUGACGAAUGGAUCACAUGCACACAAAACACACAAGAAACAAAGGACACAAUAAAAGGUCUGAAACAAAAUGUAGAGUACAACUUUCGGGUACGUGCAAAAAAUGCCAAUGGAGUUGGUGAACCUGUGGACUUACCGGAGUCUGUGGUUGCAGUUGAGAAACUAGAGCCACCUGAAGUUGUGUUGGACACAACUUUGAGAAAGAUAGUUAAUGUUCGAGCCUGUUCAACAUUACGUCUCGAUGUUGCCAUCAAAGGAAGGCCAGAACCUGAGGUCCAAUGGUCAAAGGAGGAUGGCCCUAUCAGUGAGCAUGCACAAAUAGAGGUUACCGGUUCCCACACAUUGCUGAUGAUCGAAAAUGUCAAUAGAAAUGACACUGGGAAGUAUGUAUUGACUGUUACGAACUGUAAGGGCUCUAAAUCAGGAUUUAUCAAUGUUCGAGUGUUGGAUACCCCAGGUGCACCAACAAACCUGCAAAUAAAAGAUGUUCAGAGAGAUUCUGUUUCCAUCUCCUGGGAAGCUCCUCUCGUUGAUGGAGGAGCAGAAAUCUUACAUUACACUGUGGAAAAGAGAGAGGAAGCUAGGAAGGUAUUCACAAGUGUCUGUAGUAACUGCACAAGAAAUUCCUAUAAAAUUGACAAUCUCCAGGAGGGCUGUUUUUAUUACUUCCGUAUCUUGGCUGUAAACGAGUAUGGGAGCGGACAAGCAGCAGAAACAAAUGAGCCCGUUAAAGUGUCUGAAGUACCACUUCCUCCAGGAAAAAUCACGCAGGAUGAUGUCACUUGUGACAGUGUACACCUCUCAUGGGAAAAGCCAGAUCAUGACGGUGGAAGCAAAAUUACAUGUUAUAUUGUGGAAAUGCUAGCAAAGGGAGAUGAUACAUGGAAAACCUGUUCUGAAAGUAAAUCACUAGAAACAGUCAUUAGCAGACUGACAAAAGGGAUGGAGUAUUUCUUUAGAGUUAGCGCCGUGAAUGAAAAGGGAAAGAGUGAACCGAAGCUCCUGUUGACACCUGUUACUGUAAAUGACACAAGUGCUAAACCUGUUAUUAAUUUGCUGUCAAGUGCAUUCAAUGUGAAGGCAGGAAAUGAUUUAAGGAUUGAUGUGCCUUUUAAAGGUGUACCACAGCCAACAGUAACAUGGAAGAAAGAUGGCAAUAUCCUUAAAGAGACCUGUAGGGUAAAUGUGUCUACAUUGGAUAUGUCAUCUCAAAUCAUAAUCAAAGAUGCAAAUAAGAUGGAUGUUGGCUUAUAUGAGGUAACUGUGAGUAAUUCCGCUGGUAGUACAUCUGCUGAAAUCCAUGUUAAUGUUUUUGAAAAACCUGGAGCACCAUGUAACCUCACUGUGGAAGAAGUUAGUGCCGACUUUGUGUCUCUGAUAUGGCAGCCCCCGCAAUACAGUGGAGGGUGUCAAAUAUCUAAUUAUGUUGUUGAUAAGAGAGAUGCGGCAAGCACAAUUUGGCAGACUGUGUCAGCCACCGUUGCCAGAACUUCUAUAAAAAUUACACGGCUGACACAGGGAACUGAAUAUCACUUUCGUGUUGCUGCGGAGAAUCGCUAUGGCAAAAGCUCUUUUAUUGAGUCUGAACCUGUUGUUGCCCAGUACCCGUUCAAGGUCCCAAGUUCACCAAACAAUAUCUCGGUGAUAAGCGCCUCAAAGUCUACGAUGGUCAUUACAUGGAGCCCGGCAAGUAGUGAUGGUGGUAGCCCUAUUAUUGGCUAUCAUAUUGAAUGCAAAGAUCAGAGUAGUAUUCUCUGGACAAAGUUAAACAGGAGUCCCGUGACGGAGAACAGAUUCAAAGUCACAAGCAUUGAAGAAGGCCUCAUCUAUGAGUUCCGGGUGUACGCUGAAAACAUCGCUGGUGUAGGUCCAUGCAGUAAAGCCUCUGAGCCUGUUGUAGCACGAGACCAAUGUGAACCCCCACACAACCUCACAAUCACUAAUAUAACCAAUUCAUCAGUGUCCCUCUCAUGGGAAAAACCACAAUAUGAUGGUGGUGCAAAAAUUACUAGUUUCAUCGUAGAACGCAAAGAGCUUCCCGAUAGUUGUUGGCUCAAGUGUAACUUCACCAACUUACUUGAUACCUUUUAUGAGGUAACUGGUCUUACAGAGGGUGAACAGUAUGACUUCAGAGUCCUUGCAAAGAAUGCAGUGGAGCUCUUCAGUGCACCCUCCGAGUCCACAGGACCUGUGACUGUGCAGCAUGAUGUGAAGCCACCUAAAAUUAUUUUGGAUGACAAAUUUAGACAUGUUUUGAUUGUAAAAGUAGGUGAACUUCUAAGAAUAGAUGCUGACAUCUCAGGUCGUCCCAACCCAACAGUUUUGUGGUCAAAGAAUGGUAGAACUAUUGACACAAAGGGUAGGGUUGAGAUUAGUGUAACAAAGACGCAUACAUCUCUACUUAUCCGAGAAAGUGUUCGAAAAGACUCCGGACAGUACACUCUGACCCUACAGAGUACUGCUGGUACUACAUCUAUUGCUUUUACAUGUCGAGUCUUAGACAGGCCCGGCCCACCAGCUGGACCUCUGGAAGUAUCUGGACUUUCAGCAGAGAAAGUCACUUUAUCAUGGGGACCCCCUCAUGAGACAGGUGGUGCAGAGAUCAUGCAUUACAUUAUUGAGAAGUGUGAAACUAGCCGUGUAGCUUGGACUCUUGUCUUUGGUGAAUUGAUGACAACUACUUGCAAAAUCACCAAGCUACUCAAAGGAAAUGAGUACCUCUUUAGGGUGAGGGCAGUGAACAAGUAUGGUGAAGGAGAAAAUCUGGAAAGUGAUCCCAUCAAGGCAACUGACCCCUUCACCCAUCCAUCAGCUCCAACGGAUGUUGAGGUCACAAGUAAAACGAAUGAAGCUAUGACUAUUUGCUGGAAGAGCCCGGUGUCUGAUGGCGGAAGCCGAAUAAGUGGCUACAUUAUUGAGAAGCGUGAAAAACAGGGCAUUCUCUGGCUACGUGUUAAUAAGAAACCUGUCUACGACCGACGAGUCAAAGUAUCUGGUUUACACGAAGGAUGUGAAUAUGAAUUUCGUGUUUUUGCAGAGAAUGCUGCAGGGAUAAGUGAACCCAGUCUGCCAUGUCCUCAUACCAUGGCAGAAGAUCCAAAGUUUUUGCCUUCCCCUCCUGGAAAGCCUACUAUUCUUGAUUCCUCCAAGUCCUCAAUUACACUGUCAUGGAAUAAGCCACUGUUUGAUGGUGGAGCGCCAGUCACUGGCUAUAAAGUUGAAUUCAGAAAAUCAACAGAAGAAGUCUGGACUGUUGGCACUCAAAAAACAGAUAAGACUGAGUUUAAAGUGACUGGGCUCACCUCAGGGACAGACUAUGUAUUUGUUGUUAGAUCAAUAAAUAAGGUAGGCAUCAGUGAGGCCAGCCCCGAAACAGAUCCUUAUGUCACUGUCGACAGAGAGGAGGAACCCAAGUUUGAAAUAAGCACUGAGAUGAAAAAAACUCUCCAUAUUAAAGAAGGAAGUGCCUUCACUUUAACUGCGCCUUUCACUGGAAAACCUGCUCCAAGUGUGACUUGGGAAAAAGCAGAUGUUGAUCUGAGAAUCAGAGGGCUGAUAAACACCACCAGCUCCAUGACCUCCAUAACUGUGGAAAAAGUGACUCGUGAUGAUUCAGGCAAAUAUAUAGUAAAACUGCAAAAUGGUGUCGGGAAUGCCUCUUUGGCUCUAAGUGUGAGAGUCCUGGAUUCCCCUGGUCCACCAGCACAUUUAGCUGUUAAAGAUGUUACCAAGAACUCUGCCACAGUUACUUGGGACAUCCCUGAGAAUGAGGGAGGAGCCUCUGUAAAGAACUACCUUGUUGACAUACUGGACAUCAGCAGAAAAGGAUGGACAAGACUCACAAACAAAUGCCACAGAUUGUCCCACAAGGUGACCGACCUGGAGGAGGGAGGAAUCUAUUACUUUAGAGUUACUGCUGAGAAUGAGUUUGGCAUUGGUGUUCCGGCAGAGACAAAGGAAGGAACAAGAGUGGCAGAUCCGACAGACUGGGAAGCAAACCUGGGCGCCUAGUUUCUCCCCUCUUCAGAUGGCGAGCUGAAAAUGUUCAGCAUGUUGAGUAGCUUGUUGACCCGUUUACACUAUUUUCAAUUCUCAAAAGUAAAAGUUUCUUGAAUUCAAAAAUAUUUUUGUGUUUAAACAUAAAUGUUUUAUAGCAUCCUUGGAUGUUCAAUUCAAUAAAUACAUGAAUAAAACAUGCCCAAUACUUGAGUUUGGAUUUGAAGUAGAAAAUAAAAUAAUAUUUGUUACUCUUAUUGAUUAAUCCUUGUACACAUCUUCUACAAUUAUGUGUAUGCAGAAACUGUGCUGACUGCGGCAUAUUUAUAUUGAUGUUUUUUAUGGAUUCAUUGAUUAAUGUGCAUUUUCUUAUUCAAAUAAAAUGAAACAAAGGAAUCAAUAUGAACAAGGCGCAUAUCCCAAAGCAGCUUCUGCAAAAAAAAAAAAAAAAAAAAAAAAAAAAAA
Corythoichthys intestinalis (scribbled pipefish) is the source of this 6982-nucleotide messenger RNA. RefSeq names its product titin-like. Gene Ontology annotation, molecular function: protein binding. The transcript has 4 exons. The record is from RefSeq and is a predicted model, not a curated record. Lineage: Eukaryota; Metazoa; Chordata; Actinopteri; Syngnathiformes; Syngnathidae. Bases 125 to 6532 code for a protein of 2135 amino acids.